AUGCCCUUUGGCCUGAAAAACGCUGGAGCCACCUAUCAAAGACUUGUCAACAAGAUAUUUCAAAACCUAUCCAGAAGCAAACUAGAAGUCUACAUAGACGACAUGCUCGCUAAGACUGAAUCAGACGAACAACUCACCCACGACCUCAAGGUCAUAAUGAACACCCUACGAAAGCACCAAAUGCGACUCAACCCGGCAAAAUGUGCCUUCGGGAUGGAGGCAGGGAAGUUCCUCUGCUUUAUGAUCACGCAACGCGGAGUUGAAGCAAACCCGGAGAAAUGUCGCGUCGUCCUCGAGAUGACGAGCCCAAAAAACCUCAAAGACAUCCAAAAGCUCACCGGCCGAUUGACGGCGUUAUCACGCUUUCUCGGGGCAUCGGCUCAAAAAGCGAUCCCUUUCUUCAAAUUGAUGAAAAAAGGAGCCCCUUUCAAAUGGGAGACGGAAUUAUCGAACAACCAAGCAGAAUAUGAAGCCCUCUUGGCAGGCCUAGCCCUAGCCCGGGAAGUCGGAGCAAAGGUCCUAGAGGUAAAUACCGAUUCACAGGUAGUCAGUUCCCAAAUCAACGGAGACUACCAGACACGAGAUCCCCUACUCCAACAAUACCUCGCCAAGGUAAACAAACUGAAAGAAGGAUUCGAGCAUGUUACCAUACAACACGUUCCUAGGAAACGAAACGCCAGGGCAGACCUACUCUCCAAACUAGCCAGUACUAAACCAGGACACGGUAACAAAUCGCUAAUUCAGGAAGUCGUUAAGUUGCCCUCCGUGUUAACGACAACCAACACUCAUCUGACAUUCUCGAACCAGGGAUCUUGGACCUACCCUAUCCUACAGUACCUCCUCGACGGAACACUGCCGCCGGACCCCAAAGAGGGAAAACGAAUAAAAAGGGAAGCCGCCAAGUAUACCGUUGUCGCAGGACAAUUAUACAAACGUGGAUUCUCGCAACCCCUGCUCAAAUGCGUCGAACCCGGGGACACGGAGUACAUACUCUGCGAAAUCCACGAAGAUUGCUGCGGCCACCACGUUGGAGACUACUACACCAAAUGGAUCGAAGCCGAACCCCUGGCCUCCAUAACGGCAACCCAAUGCCGAAAAUUCCUCUGGCGACAGAUCAUCACCCGAUUCGGGAUCCCCGAGAUCGUUAUCUCGGACAACGGAACCCAAUUUGCAGACAAAAAGUUUAGAGAGUUUUUAGAAGGGCUACUUGUAUCUCACUGUUUCAGCUCGGUAGAACACCCCCAAACAAAUAGACAGGUGGAAUCCGCGAACAAAAUAAUCGUUAAAGGACUCAAGAAGUGGCUCGAUGAAGCCAAAGGACUAUGGGCUGACGAACUCGGAUCGGUCCUAUGGUCAUAUCGAACCACACCUCAAACGACCAUGGGAGAAACACCUUUCCGAUUAACAUACGGUGUGGAGGCGGUCAUCCCGGUAGAGAUCGGAGACCCAAGCCCCAGAAAAACGGUCGGAGGUAACGAUGAGGAAGCAGAACGAGACCUCAUCGACAAAGAAAGAAGCAUAGCUCAUAUCAAAGAGCUAGCCCUAAAACAAAGAAUCAGCUUAAGAUACAACCAUAGCGUCGUCCGACGAGAAUUUGCAACCGACGACCUCGUCCUACGACGAAACGAUAUCGGUCCCCCAACCCCAGGAGAAGGGAAACUCACUCCCAACUGGGAAGGACCAUACAGAAUCAAGGCUGUAAUCGAAAAGGGAGCAUAUAAACUCAAACGGCUUAACGGCAAUGAAGUCCCAAGGACAUGGAACGCUGCCAACCUACGGCGAUACUACACUUAA
Arachis ipaensis is the source of this 1794-nucleotide messenger RNA. NCBI's taxonomy places the organism in Eukaryota, Viridiplantae, Streptophyta, Magnoliopsida, Fabales, Fabaceae. The record is from RefSeq and is a predicted model, not a curated record.